AUGGCAUCUUAUCAACUAGUCAGAGUAGCUGUUGCUAUCUCGCCCCAUCUUGUGAUUGAAAUGCACUGCCUGGAUGAGCUGCCUCAGAACUUCGGCAAUCUGAAACUGCUCAACUCACUCCUAUUAAACAGCUGCACGCGGCUCAGCUCCAUUCCCGAUUCUUUCGGGCAGCUUACCAACCUGAAGCAUCUUUCCAUCAGCGGCUAUAGGACAAGGCUUCGACUGCCCGAAUCCAUCUCCAACCUUUCGUCCCUGCUGACCCUCGAGAUUUCGUACUGUCAAGACCUUUCACCUCUGCCCAAAAGUUUUGAAAACCUACCGGCUCUUGAAACCCUGUGUCUGGAGGAGGUGGGGGGGAUUAUCAACCUUCCCGCAAGUAUCGGGCAGCUGCAACGGCUGCGGCUCCUCUCUGUAAUCAACCGGGGCGAAUUUAUGUCUUUUCCUACCUCCCUCCAUCUGCCUUCCCUAAUGGACCUUUUUCUUGUGGGUAUGGCACUCCUGCAUCUGCUUGACGACGUGGUUCCACUACACCUGCCCGGGAAUCUUGGGCAGCUGACAGCCUUGGAGUCCCUGCUCCUGAUCAAGCUUCCGCAGCUCAACAGCCUGCCCGCAUCGCUUGGCAACUUCACAAGCCUCACGGAGCUGAAAAUAUCCAAAUGUACUGCGUUGACACAACUUCCAGCCUCCCUGAGUCAGUUAUCUUCCCUUGAGUUGCUGGAAAUCAGUGAGUGUAGCAAGCUGACGACGCUACCGCAGAACAUGGGGAAUGGUCUGCAUAGACUGCGCAAGCUGAUUCUGCUCCGAUGCUCGGCUCUCACCCGCCUUCCUCCCUCCUUCUCCAACCUCUCCUCCCUUGAAACCUGCGAUGCAAACAGCUUACGCGGCGCCCUACCAAUCGACUUGACUCGCUGGAAAUGCCUCAAGAAGCUCUCUCUCUCCUCCCUGCCGCACCUGCCCGCCCUGCCUGCCCCCCUCCCUACCAUCGCCCGCACUCACACCAACCUGACUGAGCUGCCCGAGUCGUUCGGGCAGCUAAAGAUGCUUUAG
Closterium sp. Yama58-4 is the source of this 1047-nucleotide messenger RNA. Lineage: Eukaryota; Viridiplantae; Streptophyta; Zygnematophyceae; Desmidiales; Closteriaceae. The record is from the annotation of a GenBank genome assembly.